Messenger RNA from Prionailurus viverrinus (fishing cat), 4087 nucleotides. RefSeq names its product cell division cycle 23 (gene CDC23). The record is from RefSeq and is a predicted model, not a curated record. NCBI's taxonomy places the organism in Eukaryota, Metazoa, Chordata, Mammalia, Carnivora, Felidae. Bases 1474 to 3261 code for a protein of 595 amino acids. The transcript is spliced from 17 exons. Gene Ontology annotation, molecular function: protein binding. Gene Ontology annotation, biological process: cell division. Gene Ontology annotation, cellular component: anaphase-promoting complex.
UUUUGACCUGAAGAUGAUAGAGGAUCAACAGAUUCAGGAAGAGUUCUGUGCUCUCCCCUUAACUGUCUGAAAGCAGGGCAUGAUUGAGGAUGGGGAAUCAACACCAAGAUGAGUUUGCAAAAACCAGCCUUCCUAAAAUAGCCCUUAUCUUCCAUUAGUUUCCCCCAUAUACUUCCUAGUCACUUCCCCACAAUUUAUUGUCCUGUGACCCCAAACCCUCUUUACUUUGUUAAAAGGGUAUAUAAGACCCCUAAUUUAACCUCAGGUCUUAUUUGGGUUUCACUUCUUUUUGUAAACUCCUGUGCAGGUAAAUAUUAAUACAAUUUUUGCCUUUUCUCCUGUUAAUCUGCGUUUUGUUAGUUUAAUACACAGGUUUCCUGAUACUGAACAUAAGAGGUAGAAGAAAAGAUUUUUCCCUUUGACAAAAGCACUGCCAUUUCUUUGGCUAAUAACCCUCUAUCUUCACCUCUACAUCCCAUCUGACCAACAUUCGUAGUCUCUCACCCUCUUUCCUCUCUUAGGAUCUCUGGUUGUCAGAAACUCCAGUCUCUUUUUAGCAUCUCUUCUUCUCUCAGGAGGAAGACUCUUCACAUCUGGAGCUUGGGAGACUUGGUCCAAUAAAAUUCCCCUUGCACAUAUUGAGCUGGUCAAGGCCCUAACUGACAUACUGUACGUGGGUGUGGAGGUGGAGGACUAACAUUUAUUAAGAGCUUCAUGUGUGCAAAGCAUAAUGCUAAUGGCUUAAUGAGCAUUAUUUCAUUUACUUUUCAGAACUAUCCUAUUUUUUCCCUCUGUUUUACAAGGGGCUUAACAAGGCCAAGCAAUUUGUCCAAGUUACAGGGCUAACAAGUGACUGAUCCAGGAAUCAAACCUCAGCCUUCCUGACUCCCAGGCACAAUCUUUGAUACACAUCACAUUUGUCCAGUGUUGGGGUGAGGCUCUAUGUCUUAAAUUAGAACAGAGACUAUGAUGAGGAGUGUGGGGGUAAGGGGGAGCUCUUUUAGGCUAUAGUUAUGGUUUCCGGGAAGAGAAGGUAUUUUGGCUGGACCUUGAAGAAGUAGGAUUUAAUUAGGCAGAAAUGGGGGGGCACCCCAAAAACCAGAAUGAGCAAACAGAGACUGGAAAGGGCAGAGAGUGUUGAGGGAAUUACAGGUAGUCUGCCAUGACUGGAGUUCUCUGGGGGGAAGGUGCUCCCAGGUCUUCAGGGUCACUCAUUUCCCAACCUGACUGCCUGGGCGGGGGAGGUGUCUCCUCUGCAGACACACCAACUGCAGAGCUGCUGUCCUGAAAACCAGGCCCAUGGACCAGGCAGGAAUCCUGAGGAAACAAUGUGAAGAUUUCUGGCCUGGCAUGCUUGGCAUCCGCGACCACAGGGAGCUCCAUGGCCCCUUGACCCCUUGCUGACAUCCCAGGGCACAGAGACGGACCGCUAGUAUUAUCGCUGGUGAUUGGUUGGAGUGGCGAGUCAGGAAAAUGGCUGCGAGUCCCUCUGUAGUCCCUAUGGCUGCUCCGGUGAUGCCGGUCCUGUCAUCGAGCAGCGAUUUCUCAAAUUUGCGAGAAAUAAAGAAGCAGCUACUACUCAUCGCGGGCCUUACCCGGGAGCGGGGUCUACUGCACAGUAGUAAAUGGUCCGCGGAGUUGGCCUUCUCGCUCCCUGCCUUGCCUCUGGCCGAGCUGCAGCCGCCGCCGCCUAUUACAGAGGAGGAUGCCCAGGAUAUGGAUGCUUAUACCCUGGCCAAAGCCUACUUUGAUGUUAAAGAGUAUGAUCGGGCAGCACAUUUCCUGCAUGGCUGCAAUAGCAAAAAAGCCUAUUUUCUAUACAUGUAUUCUAGAUAUCUGUCUGGAGAAAAGAAGAAGGAUGAUGAAACAGUUGAUAGUCUAGGUCCCCUGGAGAAAGGACAAGUUAAAAAUGAGGCACUUAGAGAAUUGAGAGUGGAACUUAGCAAAAAACACCAGGCUCGGGAACUUGAUGGAUUUGGCCUUUAUCUAUAUGGUGUGGUGCUUCGAAAACUGGACCUGGUGAAAGAGGCUAUUGAUGUGUUUGUGGAGGCUACUCAUGUUUUGCCUUUGCACUGGGGAGCCUGGCUAGAACUCUGUAAUUUAAUUACGGACAAAGAGAUGCUGAAGUUCCUGUCUUUGCCAGACACCUGGAUGAAAGAGUUUUUUCUGGCUCAUAUAUACACAGAGUUGCAGUUGAUAGAGGAGGCCCUGCAAAAGUAUCAGAAUCUCAUUGAUGUGGGCUUCUCUAAGAGCUCAUAUAUUGUUUCCCAAAUUGCAGUUGCCUAUCACAAUAUCAGAGAUAUUGACAAAGCCCUCUCUAUUUUUAAUGAACUAAGGAAACAAGACCCAUACAGGAUUGAAAAUAUGGACACAUUCUCCAACCUUCUUUAUGUCAGGAGCAUGAAAUCAGAGUUGAGUUACCUGGCUCACAACCUCUGUGAGAUUGAUAAAUAUCGUGUGGAAACAUGCUGUGUAAUUGGCAAUUACUAUAGUUUGCGUUCUCAGCAUGAGAAGGCAGCCUUAUAUUUCCAGAGAGCACUGAAAUUGAAUCCUCGGUAUCUUGGGGCAUGGACACUGAUGGGACAUGAGUACAUGGAAAUGAAGAACACAUCUGCUGCUAUUCAGGCAUACAGACAUGCCAUUGAGGUCAAUAAACGGGACUACAGAGCCUGGUAUGGGCUUGGACAGACCUAUGAAAUCCUCAAGAUGCCAUUUUACUGCCUUUAUUAUUACAGACGGGCCCAUCAGCUUCGGCCGAAUGAUUCUCGUAUGCUGGUUGCUUUAGGAGAAUGUUAUGAGAAACUCAAUCAACUAGUAGAAGCCAAAAAGUGUUAUUGGAGAGCUUACGCCGUGGGAGAUGUGGAGAAAAUGGCUCUGGUGAAACUGGCCAAGCUUCAUGAACAGUUGACUGAGUCAGAACAAGCUGCCCAGUGUUACAUCAAAUAUAUCCAAGACAUCUACUCCUGUGGGGAAAUAGUGGAGCACUUGGAGGAGAGCACUGCUUUCCGUUAUUUGGCACAGUACUAUUUUAAGUGCAAGCUGUGGGAUGAAGCUUCAACUUGUGCCCAAAAGUGUUGUGCAUUCAAUGAUACCAGGGAAGAAGGCAAGGCCUUGCUCCGGCAAAUCCUACAGCUUCGGAACCAAGGGGAGACUCCCUCCACUGAGAUGCCUGCUCCCUUUUUCCUCCCUGCUUCACUUUCUGCUAACAACACUCCCACACGCAGAGUUUCUCCACUCAACCUGUCUUCAGUCACACCGUAGUUGGCUGUUUUCAAGCCAGCAUACUACUAGACCCAUGUUAAGCCUUACUUCUGUGUAAGGAAUGGCCACAUCUGUUCUUCCAAGGACCUUAGUUGUCCGUUUGUACAGAUGGAAACAGCUCCUUGGGGAUGGUUUACAGAAUCUGACAGAAUAAUCCUGGCAGGAACGGACAUGGUCUUUUGCCGGUUAGAAGCACUUCUGUUUCCCUUCUGUUCAGAGAGUGGCUACGGAUCCGGGCCUUCUUCCCAGACCUUUUCUCCCCAUCUAAAAAACAUCCCUUUAACAGCACUUUAGUACAGGCAAGGCUUACAGAAACCAAGUUUUAAUGCUGCUGGGAGUGAGAGAUUUCUUUAGGGAGGGAUGGAAGGGAGAACAGUGUGCCACUCUACCCUCUGCAGGCAGUAGGGGCACUGGAUACCCUAGGAAGGUGAGGGUACCGGAUAGACAUGACCUCAUCAUUCUGGAUUUACUGAGCAUGACUAUGCUGUCAGAGGUAAGAUUUAAACGGAAGCUACACAUUUGUUCUUGCUCUGGGGGGACAUUCUUCAGAAACAUAAUUUUAAGAACUCUUCAUAGAAAUUUUCAUAUUGGAAUUAACUUACUAGAGUUGAAUGAAAGAGGGGGCAAAAAGAAUCUUACUUUGCAUGGAACUGUUGAUGGCAAAAGAGCCUAUGGAGUUACCUAUACUCUUACUAAAGCGAAGCAAGGAGUCAGGAUUACAGAUAAUUUCAUGGAUUUUCAAGAGGUGUUAGGUUUUGUGACCGUAUAGACAAGAAUAAACCCAUUUCAACCUGGUCUGUUGUAAUAAAUAUUUUCGAUGUAGUUA